UCUCUACCACCCAAUACUCGUGUAAGAAUGGGUUUCUUACUAUCCAAUUAUCAACUCACAAUAUGUAUCCUGUGUUCCCUAAUUUUCCGCUUGUCUUCUUCUGCACAUCUUUGCCAUAAUGACGAGAGAACUGCUUUGCUCCAAUUUAAGCAAUCCGUUUCCUUCAAUUGCAAUGCUUGCGAUUGCGGGAUAAUUACUCCACCCACUGAUAAUUCUUCUCCACUCACUGAUAAUUGGAAAGAGGGUACAGAUUGUUGUGCAUGGGAUGGGAUCACAUGUGAUAACACCACUUCUCAUGUCAUUGGCCUCGACCUCUAUUGCAUGUGCCUAUAUGCUACCAUCCAUCCAAACAGCAGCCUCUUCAAUCUUGUUCACCUUCAAAAGCUCGACCUUUCUCGCAACAACUUCAAUCACUCUCAAAUUUUACCUUCAUUUGGCCGUUUCACAAAUUUAACCCAUCUUCACCUCAAUUACUCCUAUUUUUCUGGCCCAAUACAAUCAUCAGAAGAAGAAGUCUGGCAAGGGAAUAACUUCUCCAACAGCAUUUUCCACUUACAGAAAUUGCAGGAGCUGUCGUUAGCCGGUAACACAGAACUCACAGGUAAACUUCCAAGUUUUAUUAAUGGAACUCUCCGGCACCUUAGGUCGUUGGAUCUCUCUUUGACAGGUUUCACCGGAGAGCUACCGAAUUCCAUCGGCCAACUUGAGUUCUUGGAGGAGCUAUUCCUCAAUGACUGCAAUUUCUUUGGUACCAUUCCGACAUCGCUUGGAAACCUCAAGAAACUAAGAAUGUUAGAGCUUGGAGGGAAUAAAUUGAUCAAUGGUACGAUUCCGAUAUUGCUUACAAACCUCACGCAAUUAAUUUCGCUUGAUCUUUCAUACAACAAAUUUGAAGGCCCAAUUCCUCAACAUUUUUCCAACCUCUCGCAACUUCGUCGUAUAGAUUUCUCAAACAAUCAACUAACAGGUCCCAUUCCAUCAUCAAUAACUGGCCUUCCAAAUCUACACACUCUAAAUUUAGGCAGUAACUCAAUCAGUGGGACAAUACCUCCUUCCUUGUUUCAUCUUGUGAACCUUACCAUCCUUGAUCUUUCGUCAAAUAAGUUAAGCGACACCGUUGAGCUGGACACGUUUGCAAAGCUUGAAUAUUUGGAGUAUCUGUGUCUUUCAAAUAGUGGUCUAUCAUUGACCACCACCAACUCCUCUCCCUCCUCUUUCCGAAACAUUGGGACAUUACAAUUGUCGUCUUGCAAGAUGAAUAAAAUUCCUGAAUUUCUGAAAACCCAAAACCAAAUGUUGGCGGUGCUAGACCUUUCGAACAACCACCUAAAUGAAGAACUAAAUCCACUCUGCAAUCUUCAUUUUCUUCAAUAUCUCAAAUUGUCCAAUAACCAAUUUGGCGGAUUAAUCCCUACCUGUUUGGGGAACUUCAGUGGAUUAGUGGGGUUAAAUUUGCAGGGUAACAAUUUCAGUGGGACCAUCCCUCAAACUUUUGGAUACGCAAGCAUAUUGAAGGAACUUGACAUUAGCCACAAUGGAUUGCAAGGGGUGCUUCCAAGAUCAUUGGUGAAUUGCACGAACCUAGAAAUUUUGAAUGUGGGUCAUAAUUUCAUAGAAGAUGCUUUUCCAUUUUGGUUGGAGAACCUGGACUACUUGAAGAUUAUUGUCUUGCGAGAUAAUAAAUUCCAUGGUCCCAUAGAGCAACCAAGGAAGGGAUUAGUCUUUAGCAAUUUACAUAUCAUUGACAUGUCUCACAAUGAAUUUACAGGCACUUUGCCAUCAAAAUACUUUGAGAGCAUGUAUUCAAUGAUGAUGGAUGAUGAAGACAAAUCCUCCUUACAUUAUAUGGGCAAUGGUUAUGUUUAUUAUUCAGUAACCAUAAUGAAUAAAGGAUUGGCAAUGGAAUUCGUAAGGAUCAUCACCAUCUUAAAAGCUGUUGAUUUCUCGCACAACAAGUUUGAUGGAAAUAUUCCAAUAUCCAUUGGAAGACUUAAAGCCCUCUGUGUCCUAAAUUUUUCAAAAAAUAGCUUCACAGGUCCGAUUCCAUUGUCCUUGGUGAGUCUAACUGAGCUUGAGUCCUUGGAUCUAUCCCAAAAUAAGCUCUCUGGUGAGAUACCUCAACAACUAAAAAACUUGACAUUCCUGGAAGUUUUUAAUGUCUCGCAAAAUAAUCUAACUGGGAUGAUACCACGAGGCAAGCAAUUUGAAACAUUUUCAAACACUUCAUAUGGGGGAAAUGCAGGCUUGUGUGGUUUUCCAUUGUCAAAGAAAUGUAAGACUCCCAAGGUAGCAGAAUCACCAUCUUUACCAUCCUCUUCAAGCCACAAUUAUAAAAGCAGACUUGAUGGUUUUGGAUGGGAAGCAGUGUUGAUGGGAUAUGGAUGUGGAGCAAUAUUUGGCUUGGUGAUAGGAAGUUGCAUCAUUCAAAGGAAAGAAGAAUGGCUUGCGAGAAUUUUUAGAGUGAAAAUGCAUCAUCAGAAGAACAAAUCAAACAAGGUUAAGUACCAACAUGGAACAAGAUGACAUGUUCAGAACUAAAUGUUUGAAAUAAAGGAAAAGAUGUGGUGCUCCCACCCAACUAGGGGCAUAGAAGUAUGUGUGUUGGGAGUACAAUACUCUCAUUUUGCUGUGACUCUGUGUGUAAGCCAAAGGGUUGUGUUUGUGUGGACUUGAAUAACCGUUUUGUAUAACCAGGGUCAAGCCUUGGAAACUUGUAAACCCUUUGGGGUAUUUAUUUUUUUAUUUACUUGUUGUUGGAUUAAAGUAUUGUUGCAUGAA
Camellia sinensis is the source of this 2778-nucleotide messenger RNA. Lineage: Eukaryota; Viridiplantae; Streptophyta; Magnoliopsida; Ericales; Theaceae. The record is from RefSeq and is a predicted model, not a curated record.